CCACGCCCACCGAGGUGACGUCCUGCUUUCGUCACCCAGCAGCUAGCGCGCCGCGGCUCCGUACUCCUUUACUUCUGCUUGCGCAGGACACACACGGCUUUUUUUUUUCUUUUGUUUUCUUGGAAGGCUAUGAUAUGCGCUGCAACAAUCUAGAGGAAGCGAUCUCCACGGUUCGAACAUAACAGGGCGACAACUCAUAUCAGGGCGACAACUCGACCACUACAUUUGGGCGAUACCGAUGUGAAUUUACAAUUCAUCGGAACAGACGUGCGCCUCGCAUGACGUCAUACGUGUCGCUGGCGUCAAAUCCUUUAAGAGAGCAUUUCGGAACCGCCCGCUUUCAUUAAUCACGGCUUCGCUUUCCGGGAACACAUUGAGUGCGUAUUUCAGUCUUUCAGUUCUCUCCGGUCACUGCGUGAACGGUACCAGUCCUUUUUUGGCUAUGGGCUUUGCCGGCUCGAGCGCAGAUGGCCGUGAAGGAACCAGCUCUCAGUACCAUUUCGUGAACCACGUCGCGUCGAUGAACAGCGUGAACUUCUUGUGCUUCGCGACCGCGGAGUGCUACAGCGCGCUGAAGAAGCGUUCCGCCCUGGCUGCAGCCACUCUGGACACCGUCGAGAAGUGUGCCUCGCACGCCUACGCCCGUCUCGGGAAGCCCGCCGUGGAACAGCUCUCCGGGCCACUUCAGGCCGCCGACCACCUCGCCUGCAAGGUCCUGAACAAGCUCGAGAACAGCUAUCCGGUGAUGAGCAAGACGCCACACGAGAUCGUCGCCGAUGCCCGCGACCUUGGCAAACGCAAGUACAGCGACGGACAGGGGUACGCCCAGGAAAAGAUCGAAGUCUGCCGAGACCUGUUGGACCGUGCCUUCAAUGCUGCCUGCCAUCCCGUGGACACCGCCGUCUCCAUCGCGCGCUGCGCUCACGCCAUUGUAUGGCACCAACUGGCAGUUGCCCAAUCGGGCUGCGAUGAGGUCAUCAAAAGCAUAGAACCAGACGCGGCCCCGGAGGACGAUCCGCGCAACUACACGUUGCCCCGCCUCCUCGCCGUAAGCUGGAAGGCCUCUGUCUGCCUCUCCCACUACGUCAACGCCGAGCGCCAACGGUGCAGGAAGCUCAUCGAAGAGACCUUCGCGGCAGCCACGCGCAUUCUCGAAAGGCCCGCCGAGCCCCUUCCCGAGCCCACGACUGCGAGCGAGCAUGCCGGAUCCGCGUUCCAUCACGUGAUCAAGCUCUGCAGCGAGCUUCGGCGGGCGUACGUCGACGCCUUCGUGCUACUCUACCGUACGGCGUGGUCCUCGCUCUCCGCACCGUUCUCCCGCACGGAACCCAUUAACCUCGAAUUACUCUAUGAUGGCGAACCAUCGAGCUCCGAAAUCAUAACGUCACCUCAUCGACACACCAUCGAUGCAGACUAUGGUGGUAUGGACGAUUCGGAAGAUAGCUCUGAAGGUGACCGCGACGUAUACUAUUAGACUUAAGAAUUACGUCCUUGUGUUCAGUUUUACAGCCAAUAAAUCUUUCUUUCAGUGUUCCACA
Molecule: messenger RNA, 1538 nt
Organism: Dermacentor andersoni
Lineage: Eukaryota; Metazoa; Arthropoda; Arachnida; Ixodida; Ixodidae
Biological process (GO): positive regulation of triglyceride storage; lipid storage
Cellular component (GO): cytosol; lipid droplet
Source: RefSeq, a predicted model, not a curated record